This is a messenger RNA of Scheffersomyces stipitis CBS 6054, 444 nucleotides long. RefSeq names its product U6 snRNA complex subunit. Gene Ontology annotation, molecular function: U6 snRNA binding. Lineage: Eukaryota; Fungi; Ascomycota; Pichiomycetes; Serinales; Debaryomycetaceae. Gene Ontology annotation, biological process: nuclear-transcribed mRNA catabolic process; spliceosomal snRNP assembly; P-body assembly. The transcript is spliced from 2 exons. The annotation marks the transcript as partial. The record is from RefSeq and is a predicted model, not a curated record. Gene Ontology annotation, cellular component: P-body; U6 snRNP; spliceosomal tri-snRNP complex.
CAGUUACCAUUAUACUUGUUAACAGCUGCUAAGACAAAGCAGAUAUUGAUAGAAUUGAAGAAUGGCGAGACCUUGAACGGUGGCCUAGUCAACUGUGAUUCGUGGAUGAACUUGACGUUGAAGGAUGUCAUUCAGACAUCUUCUAAUGGGGAGACUUUCUUGAAGAUUCCUGAAGUCUACAUCAGAGGAAACCACAUCAAGUACUUGAGAUUGCCAGAAGAAAUAAUGGACUAUGCUAAAGAACAAAACAUCUUGAACAUGGAACAGAGAAACAGAAACCAAAAGAGAAGAGGAAACAGCAACUACAGCCACAACACUAAUAACAACAAUAGAAGAGGAGGAAACAGAAACGGAGGAGGUUACAACUCGGGCCGUCGUUUCAACGGCAACAACGCUAACGCCAAUGCUAAUGCACACAGCAACACCAACCAAGCCCAGAACUAG